Messenger RNA from Suhomyces tanzawaensis NRRL Y-17324, 1560 nucleotides. RefSeq names its product tetrahydrofolate synthase. The record is from RefSeq and is a predicted model, not a curated record. The coding region runs from base 1 to 1560 and encodes 519 amino acids. Gene Ontology annotation, cellular component: mitochondrion; cytosol; cytoplasm. Gene Ontology annotation, molecular function: ATP binding; tetrahydrofolylpolyglutamate synthase activity. Gene Ontology annotation, biological process: tetrahydrofolylpolyglutamate biosynthetic process. Lineage: Eukaryota; Fungi; Ascomycota; Pichiomycetes; Serinales; Debaryomycetaceae. The transcript has a single exon.
AUGAAAAGAACCUACAAGGAUGCAAUCUCCGCCCUCAACACCUUGCAGUCCAACUUCGCCUCCAUCGAGGCGUUCAAGAAGUUGGGCCCCAACGUCAAUCGCAACGAGCUCUCGAUCCUCGAGGUAUACGAGUACACUCGUCGCUUGGGUUACUCUCCCAAAGACUUCAAUCGCUUGAACAUCAUCCAUAUCACCGGCACCAAGGGCAAGGGCUCCACGUGUGCGUUCACCGAGUCGAUCUUGAAGCAGUACCAAGCAGAUGGUCUCAUCAAGAAGAUCGGCUUGUUCACCUCGCCCCACCUCAAGUCGGUCCGCGAGAGAAUCAGAAUCAACGGUGCCCCCAUCACCGAGUUGAAGUUCACGAAGUACUUCUUCGAGGUGUGGGACAAGUUGUCGUCCACCACCUCGUCGCCCCACGAGUUUCCCACCUUGCAGCCAUGCGAAACCGUCAAGCCAAUGUACUUCAAGUACUUGACCAUCUUGUCGUUCCACGUGUUCAUGCAAGAGGGUGUGGAUUCGGCUAUAUAUGAGGUCGGUGUGGGCGGAGAGUACGACUCCACAAACAUCAUAGACAAGCCCACUGUCACCGGGAUCUCAAGCUUGGGAAUCGACCACACCUUCAUGUUGGGCAAUACCAUCGAAUCAAUUGCCUGGAACAAGACCGGGAUCUUCAAGUCUGGGUGUCCUGCCAUCGUAAGCGACCAAUUGGAGUUUCCCAGCUCGAUUGAGGUGAUCAAGUCCAGAGCCCAGGAGAAAAACGUCUCCAGCUUGGAGAUAAUAUCUCAACAGGAUGUGCUCCCUGAAGGUGUCCCCCUUGGCUUGGCGGGUGAAUUCCAGAAACAGAAUGCUGCGUUGGCUGUGAAGGUCGCAGAAGCACAUUUGAAGAAGCUUGGUGCUCCUGAUUCAGACUUGCCAAAGUACAAUGACCAAGGCAUUAUAGAAGAAUUACCUGAGAAGUUUACCGAGGGCUUGGCUAAUGUCGAUUGGGAUGGCAGAUGUCAAAUCAUCCAAAACAAACCAGGCUAUGAAAAGAUAAAUUGGUAUAUUGAUGGUGCACACACUCUUGAGUCUAUUAAUGUCUCCUCGAAAUGGUUCAAGGACGAACAGGCCAAGAAAGCUACAGCUUGCUCGAAGAACUUGCGAAUCCUACUUUUCAACCAACAAAGUAGAGAAAACGCUGAUGCAUUGUUGACCAGAUUAUACGAGAACACCAGUACUGGUGAUUCUGAGUUCAGGUUUGAUCAUGUAAUUUUCACCACUAAUAUUACCUGGUCUGAUGGAAAGUACAAUUCAGACUUGAUUUCUUUGAACAAUUCCCAAGAAUUGAUCGAUAAACUAGUGAUCCAGAAGGGUUUGGCCCAAACUUGGGCCGACUUGGAUGCUAAGAAUAAGAACAACUCUAGAAAGCAUAUUUUCCAUGACAUUGAAACCGGGGUCAAUUUUAUCAAGAGCUUGUCCACGUCCAAUGACCACAUAAAUAGUGAGGUGGACGUAUUUGUCUGUGGAUCAUUACACUUGGUAGGUGGUUUUUUGGUCGUCCUUGAUAAUGAGAGAGAUUAA